AAAAAAGGAAAAAAAGAAAAGAAAAGGGAAGUAACGAAAGCCAGCUAGGGUUUGACUGCGAGAAAUUUCUGAUCUGCGUGAAUUUCUCGAGAGAGAGAGAGAGAGAGAAAGAAAGGAAUCGAUCAUCGAUUCCGUGGAUAUCGUUUCCCUCCCCUUUUUUUUUUUUAAUUUUUAUUUUCGUAUUAUUAAUCUCAAUCUCCUCUCUAAGGGAUCUGAGUUUAUACCGUUGCAUCCCGCAUCUUCCGUUUCAGAUUUACCCCAAAUUCGAUGCAAAUCUAGAAGAUAGAGAGAGAGAGAGAGAGGUGUGUGUGCGCGCAACAACGACGACUCAGUGUCUCUCCCCCCCACCCCCUCUCUUGUGUGUAAAAUUCGAAAGUUCUAUUUGAGGAACCUUUUUUAUCUUUGCCGAGAGGGUGGGCGCUUCCUGUCCGAUUUUUUGCUUUUUUAUUUUUAUUUUUUUUGGAGGGAUUUAUUGGGUAAGGUUUUUUGAAAACCUUUUUUGUCUUCUUCUUCUUCGAGUGUUUCAGUUGAAUCUGGGUUUAAUUGUUUCGAGUGUAUCGACUGUUAGAUUCAUCCACGAAAUUGUAUGCAAUCUGGAGCCAGUGGCGGAGGACCCGCUCGUAAUCCGGGCAUGGGUCCAGCUGGUCGGACUGCCUCCACCACAUCCGCUGCCUCUCCUUCUUCUUCUUCUUCAUCUGUCCAGCAACAACAACAACAGCAGCAGCAGCAGCAGCAACAGCAGCUGGCUUCUAGGCAGCAGCAGCAGCAGCUGAGAAACUCAGACGCAAAUGAAAACAUGUUUGCAUAUCAUCCUGGUGGGGCUCAGGGAAUGGUGGGAGGUGCCAACUUUGCUUCGUCUACUGGCUCUAUGCAAAUGCCUCAGCAGUCUAGGAAGUUCUUUGAGUCUUCUCAACAACAACAACAACAACAGCAGGGUUCUUCCCAAGAGGAGGGCCAGCAAAGUUUAAAUCCUAUGCAGCAAGCGUAUUAUCAGUUUGCUAUGGCUCAGCAACAAAAAGCACAUCACCAAGCUAGGAUGGGAAUGAUGGGUUCAUCAAGUGUGAGAAAGGAUCAAGAUGCACGGAUGGGAAUGUUGAAUAUGCAAGACUUGAAUCCCAUGCAGGCUUCUACUCAGCCCCAGGCCUCCUCGUCUAAGCCAUCCAGCGACCAGUUUUCUCGCGGUGAAAGGCAGAUGGAAUCAGGUUCUCAGCAACGGAACGAAACAAAAUCUCAUCCCCAGCAGCAGGUGGGUACUGGACAACUAGCGCCUGGAAAUAUGACUAGGCCAAUGCAGGCACCACCGGCUCAACAGGUUGUCAAUAACAUGUCAAACAACCAGCUCGCAUUUACACAACAGUGGCAGGCAAUGCAGGCAUGGGCGCGUGAGCGUAAUAUCGAUCUCUCACAUCCUGCCAACGCCAGCCAAAUGAAUCACAUCCUUCAGACAAGAAUGGCUGCCUUCCAGAAAGCUAAUGAAGGCAAUGUGGCUUCACAGUCACCAUCUAUUUCAAUCUCUAGCCAGCCGGCUUCAUCUUCUGUUGUUCCAGGUGAGAACUCACCGCGUACCAACUCUGCUAGUGACGUCUCUGGGCAGUCAGGAUCAGCGAAGGCCAGACAUGCCAUAUCUACUGGCUCAUUUGCCUCUACUUCCAGUCCCAGAAUGGUCAACCCUGCUAUGAAUCCCUUCUCCGGCCAAGGGAGAGAUAAUCCGAUGUAUCCUCGACAUUUAGUUCAGCCUACAAAUGGGAUGCCCUCAGGAAAUUCCCUGCAGACGUCUGCAAAUGAGACUCCUGUUUUGGAUCAGAAUGCGUCUACAAAAAAUAGUUUAGGUCCUGCUGAACAUUUACAAAUGCAGCAGCCUAGGCAACUGAAUGCACCGACUCCAAAUUUACUAGCUCCAUCUGAUUCUGGUCCACUCAGUGACUCGUCCCUUCAAACUGGACAGGGGACCCAACAAACACCGCAGCGAUCAGGAUUUACCAAACAACAACUCCAUGUUCUCAAAGCCCAGAUACUGGCAUUUAGACGUUUGAAGAAAGGGGAAGGUUCUUUGCCUCCGGAGCUUCUUAAAGCUAUUGCUCCACCACCGCUUGAACUGCAGAUACAGAGGCAGAUAUCUCCUGUGAGAGGACAAGUUCAGGAUAGAUCUUCAGACAAAACUGGAGAAGACCAAGCAAGGUCGUUAGAGUGUGGAAAAGAGUCUCAGGCUGCUGCUUCUUCAAAUGGACCGAUUAUUUCUAAAGAGGAAGUUAAUGUUGCAGAUACAGAAGUAGCUUUGACGACAGGCCACAGCCAAUUAUUUCAAAAUCUGGAAAAAGAAGCUACUUCUACUGAUGUGGUUACUAAAGAGGAGCAACAAACUGAUGUAUUCCCUGUUAAAUCUGACCAAGGAGCAGAUGCUAAUGCUAGUAAUAAUCCUAGAAGUGAUCCUACAGCUGAUAAGGGAAAGGCUGUUGCAUGUGAUGGAGGCCAACCUAACGCUCCUCCACAAGAAAAUUCUCCCCAGCAGCCUAAGGAAACAGCCUCUGCCAGGAAAUAUCAUGGACCAUUGUUUGAUUUUCCCUUUUUCACUCGAAAACAUGACUCUUAUGGGUCUACACCAGCCAAUGCCAAUAACAAUCUCACAUUAGCAUAUGAUAUUAAAGAUCUGAUUUGUGAAGAAGGUGCAGAGUUCUUCAAUAAAAAAAGAACAGACAGUUUGAAGAAGAUAAAUGGUCUACUAGCAAAAAAUCUAGAAAGGAAAAGGAUUAGGCCGGAUCUUGUUUUGCGGCUUCAAAUUGAAGAGAAAAAGCUUAGGCUAUCGGAUCUUCAGUCACGUGUUAGAGAUGAAGUGGAUCGACAACAACAGGAGAUAAUGUCCAUGCCGGAUAGGCCAUACCGCAAAUUUGUGAGGUUGUGCGAACGACAACGCCUUGAAAUGAAUAGACAAGUACUGGCCAACCAGAAAGCUGUUCGAGAGAAGCAGCUGAAAACCAUUUUUCAGUGGCGUAAGAAGCUCCUUGAGGCUCACUGGGCUAUACGUGAUGCACGCACUGCUCGUAACAGGGGAGUGGCCAAAUACCAUGAAAAAAUGUUGCGAGAGUUUUCAAAGAGAAAAGAUGAUGGCCGGAAUAAAAGGAUGGAAGCCUUGAAGAAUAAUGAUGUAGAAAGGUACAGGGAGAUGUUACUGGAACAACAAACAAAUAUACCUGGUGAUGCUGCUGAAAGAUAUGCUGUUCUCUCAUCAUUUUUGACCCAAACCGAAGAUUAUCUUCAUAAACUUGGAGGGAAGAUUACUGCCACAAAGAAUCAACAGGAAGUGGAGGAGGCAGCAAAUGCUGCAGCAAUAGCAGCGAGAUUGCAGGGCUUGUCAGAGGAAGAGGUCAAGUCAGCAGCUGCUUGUGCUCGAGAAGAAGUUGUGAUCAGAAAUAGAUUUACGGAAAUGAAUGCACCAAAAGAAAAUUCGUCAGUCAACAAGUAUUAUACUCUGGCUCAUGCUGUAAAUGAAGUGGUUGUGAGACAACCUUCAAUGCUUCAAGCUGGAACUUUGCGUGAUUACCAGCUGGUUGGAUUACAAUGGAUGCUAUCGUUGUAUAAUAACAAAUUAAAUGGGAUCUUGGCUGAUGAGAUGGGUCUUGGCAAAACUGUGCAGGUAAUGGCACUGAUUGCUUACCUUAUGGAGUUUAAGGGGAAUUAUGGACCGCAUCUCAUCAUCGUUCCGAAUGCUGUUCUGGUGAACUGGAAGGUUUGUCUACCCCGUCAAGCGGCUGAAAGAGUAGACGGUAAUGAGAUGCCUGUUGCUCAGUCACUGCAAGUUGAUCGUAGCUAUCGAUCAAAGUUGAGAACAGUUGUUGACUCGCACGGUUCAAGACAAGAUCAGAGUGAUUCAUCCUCAAGACUUAGGAGUUUACCUGCAAAGAAGGUAGCUAAUACUUCCAAGCUGCAUGUAUCGUCACCGAAAUCUGGUAGAUUGAAUGCCACACAGCUUUCCGUGGAAGACAAUGUCGAAGCUUCCAGAGAAACGUGGGAUGGAACUAGUCCUAUUGGCUCUUCAAAUGCUGGUGCGAGAAUGUCUCACAUCAUACAGAAACGGUGCAAACUCGUGACUAGCAAGCUCCAAAGGAGAAUCGACAAGGAAGGUCAGCAGAUUGUACCUAUGCUGACAAAUUUGUGGAAGAGAAUUCAGAAUGGUUAUGCAGCUGGAGGUGUAAAUAAUCUUUUGGAACUACGAGAGAUAGAUCACCGGGUAGAAAGGCUAGAGUACGCAGGAGUUAUGGAACUCGCAUCUGACGUGCAGUUAAUGUUAAGGGGGGCAAUGCAAUUCUAUGGAUUUUCACACGAGGUGAGAUCUGAAGCAAGGAAGGUUCACAAUUUGUUCUUUGAUCUAUUGAAGAUGUCUUUCCCAGACACAGAUUUCCGGGAAGCAAGGAAUGCUCUUUCCUUUUCUGGCCCAACCCCAACUUUGGUUUCUACACCGUCCCCAAGAGGAGCAGGCUUUAGCCAAGGCAAGAGGCCAAAGUUGGUAAACGAGGCAGAAGCCGAGCCAAGCUCUCCUCAGAGAGCUCAACAACGUGAGAACUCAAGGAUCAGAGUACAGAUACCGCAGAAAGAAACAAAACUUGGGGGGGCAACAAGCCACACUGAUGAAUCCCCAAUUUUAGCUCAUCCAGGGGAAUUAGUAAUAUGCAAAAAGAAGAGGAAAGACCGUGAGAAGUCUGCUCCGAAAACCCGAACUGCUGGCUCCAGCAGCCCGGUUUCACCACCUCCAGCUAUGAUUGGUCGUGGUCUCAGAAGUCCUGUGUCAGGUGGAGCUUCAAGGGAGACAAGGCUAGCACAACAGCAGCGCUGGCCAAACCAACCCACUCAUCCAAACAACAGCGGUGCGGCUGGA
Messenger RNA from Camelina sativa (false flax), 4870 nucleotides. The record is from RefSeq and is a predicted model, not a curated record. Lineage: Eukaryota; Viridiplantae; Streptophyta; Magnoliopsida; Brassicales; Brassicaceae.